Symbiodinium sp. CCMP2456 is the source of this 348-nucleotide messenger RNA. NCBI's taxonomy places the organism in Eukaryota, Dinophyceae, Suessiales, Symbiodiniaceae. The record is from the annotation of a GenBank genome assembly.
GCCUUGGAGUUGAUCUCGAAGCUCAAGAAGCACGUGGCAGAGGAUGGGGUGAAGGAGCAGGAGGCUUACAAGAAGUACAAGGAUUGGUGCCAAUCCCAGACAGAAGAGCUCCAGAGGGAGCUGGAGACCGAGAAGAAAGCCCAGCAGAAGAUGGAUGCAGAAAUCUACGAGGCCGAGGCAGGCGUUGCUUCCGCAGCGGCGCAAAUUCAGAAGUUCGUUUCCAAGGUCGCCCGCAGCGAUGCCAAGCUCAACGAUGCCGAAGAAGUCCGCGACCAGGAGAAGCUGUCCUUCGAAGACUCUCAGAAAUCUUUGUCGGACACGAUCAAGCUUCUCGACAAAGCGGGCGAG